UCAGCCAGUAAGCGUGCAGGCCCUUCCUAACGCUUACCUUUCUCCUCUCCCCGUACUCGUUCAUUCUCUCUCUCGGUCUUGGCCACCCUUGUCUAGCGUGAAAGAUGGCAGCGGCUUUUGCUGGCACGUGGAAUUUAAAGGAGAGCAAGAAUUUCGAUGACUACAUGAAAGCGCUGGGUGUGGGCUUUGCAACACGGCAGGUUGGCAGCAUGACCAAACCCACCACCAUAAUUUCCGUGGACGGUGAUACUAUAACAUUAAAGACCGUGAGCACUUUCAAGAGCACAGAGAUCAACUUUAGACUGGGUGAGGAGUUUGAGGAGAUCACUGCAGAUGAUCGUAAGGUCAAGUCUCUGGUAAACCUUGAUGGAGACAAGUUGAUCCAUGUUCAGAAAUGGGAUGGCAAAGAGACAACACUGGUCCGAGAAGUCAACGGCAAUAGUCUCACGUUGACAUUAACUCUUGGUGAUGUGGUCUGCACACGAUCCUACGUGAAGGCAGAGUAAAGUGAAGCCCUUUCCACAGCCCUUGGUCCUGCAGAUGUCUUCGUCUUCUCUGAUCAAAUACAUUUCCAAGGGUUGUCAAUAGUUUGUCCCUUGUCUUUCUACUACACCCAAAAUAAGGGAAUAAAACAUUUUAUACCUAUAAAA
This is a messenger RNA of Electrophorus electricus (electric eel), 650 nucleotides long. It is a transcript of the gene fabp3, whose product is annotated as fatty acid binding protein 3, muscle and heart. The record is from RefSeq and is a predicted model, not a curated record. Lineage: Eukaryota; Metazoa; Chordata; Actinopteri; Gymnotiformes; Gymnotidae. Gene Ontology annotation, molecular function: lipid binding.